UGAACUAAUAGCAUGAAAUGCAUGCGUCCUAAGUGGCAAAUCGAAAACCCAUAAAAUUCCCCACUUCCCAAUACUAAAAGAAUCUUCAAUAAUAACCAAAAGAAACCCAAUUUUUCUUUUUUAACACUCUCACACAAUGUUACUACAGUUACUACUAACAGUACUCCCACUAGUUCACUCUCACUACAACUGGUCACCGACCGCGGCCGCCACUCAAAAAUUUGAGUGGCGGCCAGCACGUGCCACCUACUACGCCCCUGUCGAUCCACGAGACGCAGUAGGUGGCGCGUGCGGAUACGGUGACCUGGAAAGAAGUGGAUAUGGUAAAUCCACAGCUGGUUUAAGUACAGUACUAUUUGAAAAGGGACAAAUUUGUGGUGCUUGUUUUGAAGUACGAUGUGUUGAGGAACUUAAAUGGUGUAUACCUGGUACUUCAAUUAUUGUUACUGCAACAAACUUUUGUGCACCAAAUUAUGGAUUAGAAAGUGAUGGAGGUGGACAUUGUAAUGUACCAAAUGCACAUUUUGUUUUGCCUAUUGAAGCUUUUGAGAAAAUUGCUAUUUGGAAAGCUUCUAAUAUGCCUGUUCAAUAUCGCAGAAUUAAGUGCAGAAAGGAAGGAGGAGUUCGAUUCACGAUCAAUGGUGCUGGGAUAUUUUUGUCCGUGUUAAUCAGCAACGUUGCAGGCGCAGGCGAUAUAGUCGCAGCAAAAGUGAAGGGUUCGAGAACAGGAUGGCUUCCUAUGGGUAGGAUCUGGGGCCAAAACUGGCAUAUAAGCGCCGACUUGAAGAAUCAACCUAUCUCUUUCGAGAUAACCAGCAGUGCUGGAGUCACCUUGACAUCUUACAAUGUUGCUCCGAAGAACUGGAAUUUCGGACAGACUUAUCAAGGAAAGCAGUUCGACUCAUAGGAUUCUGCCGGAAAGCAGUUUGAGGGAUUCAUCGCGAUCGAGUAGUGGAACUUGAAGCUGUAAAAUCAUCACUAUUGUAUGCUAUUCCUGUAUUAUAAACCACUAGUAAACUUGAAUGUAAGUAGAGAAAGAGAACUGCCACUUUAAGGUAAUAGUAAGUUAGCUAUAUGAAAAAUAAUUGUUGCACA
This is a messenger RNA of Capsicum annuum, 1095 nucleotides long. RefSeq names its product expansin-A13. The coding region runs from base 137 to 907 and encodes 256 amino acids. Lineage: Eukaryota; Viridiplantae; Streptophyta; Magnoliopsida; Solanales; Solanaceae. Gene Ontology annotation, cellular component: extracellular region. The transcript is spliced from 2 exons. Gene Ontology annotation, biological process: plant-type cell wall organization. The record is from RefSeq and is a predicted model, not a curated record.